This is a messenger RNA of Dioscorea cayenensis subsp. rotundata (Guinea yam), 903 nucleotides long. RefSeq names its product stem-specific protein TSJT1. The transcript is spliced from 5 exons. NCBI's taxonomy places the organism in Eukaryota, Viridiplantae, Streptophyta, Magnoliopsida, Dioscoreales, Dioscoreaceae. The record is from RefSeq and is a predicted model, not a curated record. The coding region runs from base 45 to 755 and encodes 236 amino acids.
UUUUCUAGUGGUCUUCAAAAAAGAGUUCAGAAGAGAGAAAGAGAAUGCUACUAGGAGUGUUCAGUGGAGAGGUGGUGGAGGCUCCCGGCGAGCUACUCGCCGCCGGCGGCCGGACACCAUCACCAAAGACACCGGCGUCCGAACUCAUCCACCGCUUCGUCCAUAACUCCAACUCCACCAUCUCUCUCCAACUCACUUCUCUAGCCCAUCUCUCCUACUCCUCCUCCCAUCACUCUCCUCUCCGUCCCAUAAGGUUGGCAGUGAAGGAUGAGAUAUAUUGCUUGUUCAGUGGAAUGCUGGACAACAUGGGGAGCUUGAAACAGUACUAUGGCUUAUGCAAAAUGGCAAACGAGGCAGUGCUUGUGUUGGAGGCUUAUAAGGCUCUUAGAGACCGGGCUCCAUAUCCUCUUAGUUCUAUGCUUGCUCAUCUCUCUGGGACUUUUUCAUUUCUUGUCUUUGAUACUACCACUUCCACCCUGCUCGUUGCUUCUGAUCCGGAUGGUAAGGUACCUUUGUUCUGGGGGAUCACUGCUGAUGGAUGGGUGGCUUUUUCUGAUGAUCUUGGCCUUCUUAAGGCUUCUUGUGGCAAGUCACUGGCUCCUUUCCCUCCAGGUUGUUACUAUUCCAAUAUUCUAGGAGGCCUGAAAAGCUAUGAGAACCCCAAAAACAAGAUUACUGCUAUUCCAGCUAAUGAAGAAGAGAUUUGUGGUGCUACAUUCAAGGUGGAGGGACCUGUUGUUGCUGCCUCACAAUAGAUAUCAACAACUGGAGAGAAUGCAGAAGAAGACAUGGAAUGAGUUUGAGGCAAAGCUUUUUAUAUUUGUGUUUGGUUUUGGUGGUUAUUUCCAUUAUAAAUAAUGCUUCCCUAUGUUUGCUUAUGAGAAUAAUAAUGUUCCUAAAAUA